CUUGUGAGCCUGCAGCUUGGUGUCGUCCCGCCAGAGCGCCAGAGCCCCGGCAUAGGGAGCGCCCGUGACGAUGUAGCCAUCGAGAUCCAGGUCCUGGCCAAAGACGGCGGUAUACUGCUCUGUCUUGCGGAACCACUUGUCCCCUACGCGCUCCCAGUCGGCUCUUGCGUGAAGGGUGUCCAUUGCGCUGUCACCUCGCUCUCAUGACGGCAGACAAACAAGAAAAACGAAGAAGAACAAAGACGUGAUAUUUAUUGUAUGAGAUGAAUGAAGCUCAAGAGAGGUUGGAGAUCCGCAGCUAGCCACCAGAGCUCCGUCCAAUAAGAGGCGAGGCUAUUCGUCGGCUAAACCACAGCUUGCAUCAUCGCCCCAAAGGCUGUCACUCAUAGAGCGCAACCCCACUAGACUCACUGCAUGCUUGUACUUUUGGCUUCCAUCUCUCAUCAACUGUUUUCUUACUUGCAUACAGGAGGGGUUUGAGUAUGCCUUUGACUGCUACCACUUUAUAGAAGCAUAUACGCGUUAUUUUUUGUAUUCUUCCGCUUCCGCUCAGCCAUGCCCAACUGGAGAGACGAGUACCUCUCUUCCCUCAGGGAAUCAGAGCUCAACAAUCCCGUCAACAUGGAGCUCGUCCAAGCUUGUUCACAAAUGGCAGACCGUAUUUCAUCACUAGAAGCCGAAAAACUGACUCUGGAAUCCCUCCUCGCCGGCCAAGGCAACAACAACAACCGCUCAAAGUCGCCCUCCCUUCAGCCCGGCGAGGCAGCAGCCAACGACCCCGGCGUGGCUCAGCUGCGUCUUGAACUUGCCGAGGCAUUGCGCUCGCGAGGCGUGGCAGAGACGCGACUGCGGACUGCAGAGGAGGAGCUGGACAAGCUGCGCUCCAAGACGAAGCAGGAUACGCGAUCUCUCAAGGAUCUUACUACAGAAAGAACUUCUCUUGCUACGAAAGUGAAUGACCGAGAGUACGAGCUCAAAGAAAAGAGGAAGCUUGUUGAGCAAGUCCAAGACGAGAUGAUUGCGCUUAAUUUGCAGCUCUCCAUGGCUGAGAAGGAGAGAGAUAGGGUCAAGCAAGAGAACAAGGAGCUCAUCGACAGAUGGAUGAAGAGAAUGGCCCAAGAGGCAGACGCUAUGAAUCUCGCAAACGAACCAACACUGGGAAAGGGGCGGUAGUACCAACAAGACAAAAAAAAUUGUUUCCAUUUCAUAACAGCAUGAUAUCAUGGCGGUAAGGAUGCUUUGUUUCUUUCAUACAUAUUUUAUACAGUCAAGUUUGUUUCGUCGCUUCAUCUACUAACGCGUUGAUCUUUCGCUGUUGAUGACCGCUCUUCUUUCAAACAUUCUUUCAAGCAAAACAAGAAAAAAAUAAUUAUCCUCCAAUGUCGUUAACCCAAAUCCUCAGUUCC
Messenger RNA from Trichoderma atroviride IMI 206040, 1406 nucleotides. RefSeq lists its product as uncharacterized. Lineage: Eukaryota; Fungi; Ascomycota; Sordariomycetes; Hypocreales; Hypocreaceae. The record is from RefSeq and is a predicted model, not a curated record.